Molecule: messenger RNA, 2235 nt
Organism: Brachypodium distachyon (stiff brome)
Lineage: Eukaryota; Viridiplantae; Streptophyta; Magnoliopsida; Poales; Poaceae
Product: protein RFT1 homolog
Exons: 14
Coding region: 183-1796 (537 amino acids)
Biological process (GO): dolichol-linked oligosaccharide biosynthetic process; glycolipid translocation
Cellular component (GO): endoplasmic reticulum membrane
Source: RefSeq, a predicted model, not a curated record
UUUUUCUUAUCUCCGAAUGAAUGAGAAAGCUCUCUGUUCUGGAAAAAAAAGUGACUAGGCAAUUCAUUCCCGUGCGCACAAUCCAGAUCUAACGGCUGGAAGGCCGGCCAAUCGGCUACUGAGAGCCAAUAUUAAACCCGAAGCAGGCGCCCCAGCAAAUUGUCGCCGCCGCUGCACCCGCGAUGACGGCCAUGGCACUGCUCUCCGGCGGCGUGGAGGCUGCCGCUGCUGCGGCCACCCUUCAGCCCGACGCCGCUGCAGGAGCCGCGGUGAUGGGCGUCUUCAAGUACAACUUCGCGGCGCAGUUCCUCUCGAGGGUGAUCCCCUUCCUGUACAACGGCUGGUUCGUGCGCCAGCUCAGCGCCGACGACUGCGCGGCAUACGCAUUGCAGCUUCCUCUUUUCAUCAAUUGUGUCUUAUUUGUAAGCCGGGAGGGGUUUCGGCGUGCAUGUUUGCGGAAUGAUUCUGAGAGUGGUGACACGCUAAGUGAUGAAGAGAUACUAAAGGUAGCUUGGAUGAUCAUCCCAUUUGGGCUGUUAAUUACUUUCUUUAGUACUCUAUUUGUGUUGAGGGUAAAAAAACUGAAGAUAUCUGACCCUUACGCAAAAGCUACAAUAAUCAUUGGAUUUGCUUGUAUGUUGGAGCUACUGGCAGAACCUUUGUAUAUUCUUUCCCAAACAAAGAAAUAUUACACAAUAAGAGUGUAUACCGAACCUGCAGCCACUCUGCUACGUUGCCUGACAACUUUUAUCUUCAUAAAAGGACAUAUUAAAGUGGAAAAGCUGGUUGUAUUUGCUUUAUCUCAGGUUGUCUAUGCAGGCUGCAUUUUCAUCGGAUAUUGGGCAUAUUUUCUUUUAUUUGCUAAUAUCAGAAUGCUCGAUCUCCUUCCAUUCAGGUUGUCAACCCUAAUGGUCUAUGAUAAACAGUUAUUGCACAUGUGCAUGUUGUUUACAGGCCAGACUUUCAGGAAAUUGGUCCUCCAAGAAGGCGAGAAAUUUGUUCUUGUUUGGUUUGAUACUCCAUAUAACCAGGCUGCAUAUGGUCUCGUGCAUAAAUUAGGGAGUCUGGUUGUUAGGAUAGUUUUCCUGCCAUUUGAGGAGAGUUCUUAUGCUACAUUCGCCCAACUGGCAUCAGGACAAACUCCCCAGAAUAUAUCCAAUCUGGAAGCUUCUUUGCUUGGAGCCCUUAAGCUUAUUUUGCUGAUAGGUCUUGUGGUCAUUUCUUUUGGUCCAAGUUAUUCAUACACCCUUCUGAAUCUACUGUAUGGGGCAAGAUAUAGUGAUGGCGAAGCUACAGUUGUCCUCCGUUACUAUUGUUUUUACAUCAUCUGCUUAGCAAUGAACGGCACGUCUGAAGCUUUCCUUCAUUCCGUAGCAAAUGAAAUCCAGCUUAAGCAGUCGAACGAUAUGUUGCUCCUCUUUUCAGCAAUUUAUACUGUUCUAAAUAUUGUUCUGAUCAAAUCUGCUGGAGCUGUCGGGUUGAUUGCUGCAAAUUCUGUCAAUAUGCUACUGCGGAUCACAUAUUCUGGAGUAUUCAUCAAAAGCUAUUUCAAGGGCUCAUUCUCGUUCCGCCGCUGCUUGCCAGCGGGCUGGGGCGUUUUGCUCAUUUCUGGUCUGACCACUGCUUUCUCCGAGAGAUUUUUUCUGAAUAGAAAUAGGUUUAAGCAGACCCUCCCUGUUCACAUGGCUAUAGGCAUCAUGUGCCUGGGCUUCUCGUCGCUUGAAAUAUACCGUGGUGAAAAGCAAUUCUUGAUGAGCAUCGUGAAAUCGUUGAAGGGCCACGACAAACAUGCUUGAUUUGCAUAGCAGUCGUGGCCCACCCUCUGGGAGUAUAUUUGCCCCAUAUAUGUAAAUUGAUGUUCCCAGACAACAUACAAUCCAGUAUAUAUACAUGCACACCGACUAGACAAGCGAAGAAAGCAAGCUGGACCCAGCAGCUGGAGAGGCUUCUGAAAGCAUAGAUAAAAUUGGCUUCACUGCACUCUGUAAUGAAAGUUGUUGGGACAAGCUUUUGAGGUGCCAGAAAGUAUAAAUUGGUUUUGUAGAUAGGUAACUUAUUUGACUACGGGCUGUCAAAAAUAAUUUGUUUGACUACGGACUUAUUAUGCCUAAAUUGUGGCAUGACUUUGUUGUGCCAGUCAGGUGCUCAGGUUUUCAUACCUAGAUUGUAAUGCACGACUUUACCAGAAUGGUUUAUCUACAUAGGUCCAUGCACAAGCUAAGCUUUUCAGAGACC